Tinamus guttatus (white-throated tinamou) is the source of this 4763-nucleotide messenger RNA. NCBI's taxonomy places the organism in Eukaryota, Metazoa, Chordata, Aves, Tinamiformes, Tinamidae. The record is from RefSeq and is a predicted model, not a curated record.
AUGGGUCUUUGCUGCGUGCUGGGGAUCGCUCCUCUCAUCCCUGGCAUCCUGGCCAAGGCUCUGUUGGGUUGCAGGGUGCAGAUGAAGAGCCCAGCCCAUGGCAGGGGUCCCUUGGCAACCCUGUGCUUCUCUAUCCCCAUCCCUGCAGACCUGGGCACCCCCAGCCCCUGCCUGAGCGCCGAGUGCGCGUUCGGGGCCACGUGCGUGGUGAAGAACCAGGAGGCCGUGUGCGAGUGCCAGCAGGUCUGCCAGGGCCGCUACGACCCGGUGUGCGGCACCGACGAGCGCACCUACGGCAACCCCUGCGAGCUGCGCUCCAUGGCCUGCGUCCUGCGCAGGGACAUCCGCGUGAAGCACAAGGGACCCUGCGAUCGCUGUGGCAAGUGCCAGUUCGGGGCCAUCUGCGAGGCGGAGACGGGGCGCUGCGUGUGCCCCACGGAGUGCGUCGCGUCCUCGCAGCCCGUGUGCGGCACGGACGGCGUCACGUACGGCAGCGAGUGCGAGCUGCACGUCCGCGCGUGCACCCAGCAGAGCCCCAUCCGCGUGGCGGCCCCGGGACACUGCAGCUUAAACAAGCAACGGCAGCUCCGGGGCCGGAGGGAGGACGCGGAGGACGAGCGCUGCGUGUGCGACUUCACCUGCCUGGCCGUGCCACGCAGCCCCGUGUGUGGCUCCGACGGUGUCACCUAUGCCAACGAGUGCGAGCUGAAGAAGACGCGGUGUGAGAAGCGCCAGGACCUCUAUGUCACUAGCCAAGGAGCUUGUCGCGCCCUUGCCACAACCUCAUCGCCUCUACCAGCCGUGCACUGCAGCCAGACCGUCUAUGGAUGCUGCCCGGAUAACAUGACCUUGGCGCUGGGAGUGGGCUCAGCCGGGUGUCCAAGCACCUGCCAGUGUAACCCGUAUGGCGCUUAUGGUGGGGCCUGUGACCCCACCACGGGGCAGUGCUCCUGCAAGCCGGGCGUCGGGGGCCUCAAGUGCGACCGCUGCGAGCCCGGAUUCUGGAAUUUCCGAGCCAUCGUCACCGACGGCAAGAGCGGCUGCACACCCUGCAGCUGCGACCCGGUGGGCUCGGUGCGUGACGACUGCGAGCAGAUGACGGGGCUGUGCUCUUGCAAGACCGGCAUCACUGGCAUGAAAUGCAACCAGUGCCCCAACGGCAGCAAGCUGGGCAUGACGGGCUGCGAGAAAGACCCAUCAGCCCCCAAAUCCUGCGAGGAGAUGAGCUGCGAGUUUGGGGCCUCGUGCGUGGAAGUCAAUGGCUUUGCCCACUGCGAGUGCCCGUCCCCGCUCUGCUCCGAGGCCAACAUGACCAAGGUGUGUGGCUCUGACGGUGUCACGUAUGGGGACCAGUGCCAGCUGAAGACCAUUGCGUGCCGGCAGGGACAGGUCAUCACCGUGAAGCACGCGGGCCAGUGCCAUGAGACCAUCACUCAUGCAAGCCACACCACACCGCCCAGACCCCUGCCCACACUUCCCCUGGACAAAUUAAUUCUUCCUCCCCCGCUCCGGCUCACUACCCAGGCUCCUGAGCCCACGGAGGUGGCUACCAGCUCGCUGCUGUUGGAAGCCGGCCCUACUGCGAGAGGUCACGGCACGACGAGACGAGUGACAACCGCCAGACCGGCCACCACGCCAUGGGUGACCCAUGGGGUGCAUAAGACAACCGUCCGACCCCUCUCGACGGCCCCGGUGGUCCUGGCCACCACCCAACCUGCCUACGUUGAGUCUGGCAGCGCAGAAGGCAGCGGAGACCAGGAGAUGGGCAUGAGUGGAGACCAGGAAUCCAGCGGGGCAGGGUCUGCUGGUGAAGAGGAGGUGGAAGAAAGCCAGGUAACCCCCACGCCGGCCAUCGAGAGGGCGACGUGUUACAACACCCCGCUCGGAUGCUGCUCCGAUGGCAAGACGGCGGCUGCGGAUGCAGAAGGGAGCAACUGUCCCGCUACCAAAGUCUUCCAAGGAGUCCUCAUCCUGGAGGAGGUGGAAGGCCAGGAGCUGUUCUACACACCCGAGAUGGCUGACCCCAAAUCCGAGCUCUUUGGGGAGACGGCCAGGAGCAUCGAGAGUGCGCUGGAUGAGCUUUUCCGCCAUUCUGAUGUUAAGAAGGAUUUCAAGAGCAUCCGCGUUCGAGACCUGGGGCAGAGUAGCGCUGUCCGUGUCAUUGUGGAGUCCCACUUUGACCCAGCCACUUCCUACACAGCAGCUGACGUCCAGGAGGCCCUGCUGAAGCAGAUCAAAGCUUCCAAGAAGAAGACCAUCCUGGUGAAGAAGCCCCAGCAGGAACAUGUCAAAUUCAUGGAUUUUGCCUGCGACUCGCACCCCUGCUUGCACGGUGGCACCUGCGAGGACGAUGGCAGGGAGUUCACCUGCAGCUGCCCCGCGGGCAAAGGAGGAGCCGUCUGUGAGAAAUCCAUCAGGUACUUCAUCCCCAGCUUUGGUGGCAAGUCCUACCUGGCCUUCAAGAUGAUGAAGGCGUACCACACCGUGCGCAUCGCCAUGGAGUUCCGGGCCGCCGAGCAGAGCGGGCUGCUCCUCUACAACGGGCAGAACCGCGGCAAGGACUUCAUCUCCCUGGCGCUGCUGGGCGGCUUUGUGGAGCUCAGGUUCAACACCGGCUCCGGCACCGGCGUCAUCACCAGCAAGGUCCGCAUCGAGCCCGGCAAGUGGCACCAGCUGGUGGUGAACCGCAACCGCCGCAGCGGCAUGUUGUCCGUGGACGGCGAGCCCCACGUCAACGGGGAGAGCCCCACGGGGACGGACGGGCUCAACCUCGACACCGACCUGUUCCUUGCAGGAGCUCCAGAAGACCAGAUGGCCGUGGUGGCGGAGCGCACGGGGGCCACGGCCGGCCUGAAGGGCUGCAUCCGCCUCCUGGAUGUGAACAACCAGAUGUACGACCUGCGGGAGAAGGGCAGCGACGUGCUGUACGGCAGCGGCGUGGGCGAGUGCGGCAACGACCCCUGCCACCCCAACCCCUGCCACCACGGGGGCAUCUGCCACGUGAAGGAGGCCGAGAUGUUCCACUGCGAGUGUCUGCACAGCUACACGGGUCCAACGUGUGCUGAUGAGAGGAAUCCCUGUGACCCUACGCCCUGCCACGUCUCUGCCACUUGCUUGGUGCUGCCAGAGGGAGGUGCCUUGUGCGCCUGUCCCAUGGGACGCGAAGGAGACUUCUGUGAGCAAGUGACAGAGCAGGACCACAGCAUCCCCUUCCUGCCGGAGUUCAAUGGCUUCUCCUCCUACCUGGAGCUGAACGGGCUGCAGACCUUCGUGCCCGACCUGCAGGACAAAAUGUCUAUGGAAGUUGUGUUCCUGGCCAAGAACCCCAACGGCAUGAUCUUCUACAACGGGCAGAAGACGGAUGGCAAAGGGGACUUUGUCUCACUAGCCUUGCACAACGGCUACCUGGAGUACAGAUACGACCUGGGCAAAGGGGCGGCUGUGCUCAGGAGCAAAGAGCCGGUUCCCCUCAACACCUGGAUAAGUGUUUUGCUGGAGAGGAACGGCCGCAAAGGGGUGAUGAGGAUCAACAGCAGCGAGAGGGUGAUGGGAGAGUCGCCGAAAUCCCGCAAGGUGCCUCACACCUUCCUGAACCUCAAGGAGUCCUUUUACGUGGGGGGAGCCCCUGACUUCAGCAAGCUGGCCCGAGCCGCUGCCAUCUCCACGAGCUUGGAGGGGGCCGUGCAGAGGAUCUCCGUCAAGGGGGUGCCCGUCCUCAAGGAGGAGAACAUCCGCAGCGCCAUCGCGGUCUCCUCCUUCCGAGGCCACCCCUGCACGCAGAAGCCGAACCCCUGCGAGAACGGGGGCGCCUGCAGCCCCCGGCUGGAGAGCUACGAGUGCGUUUGCCAGCGGGGCUUCUCCGGGGCGCGCUGCGAGAAAGUGAUCAUCGAGAAGGCAGCUGGAGAUGCAGAGGCCAUUGCUUUUGAUGGUAGGACCUACAUGGAGUACCAUAAUGCUGUGACAAAGAGCGAGAAGGCCCUGCAGUCGAACCACUUUGAGCUGAGCAUCAAAACGGAAGCCACGCAGGGGCUGAUCCUGUGGAGCGGGAAGGGCCUGGAGCGCUCGGACUACAUCGCCCUGGCCAUAGUGGACGGCUUCGUGCAGAUGACCUACGAUCUGGGCUCCAAGCCCGUCGUCCUGCGCUCCACCGUGCCCGUCAACACCAACCGCUGGAUCCACAUCAAGGCAUCCAGGGUGCAGAGAGAGGGUUCCCUUCAAGUGGGCAACGAAGCCCCCGUCUCUGGUUCUUCUCCGCUGGGUGCGACGCAGCUCGACACGGACGGGGCUCUGUGGCUGGGAGGGAUGGAGAAGCUCGGCGUGGCGCACAGGCUGCCCAAGGCCUUCAGCACCGCCUUCGUGGGCUGCAUAAGGGACGUCACCGUCGACCACCGGGACCUGCAUCUGGUGGAGGACGCUUUAAACAACCCCACGAUAUUACACUGCUCAGCCAAAUAGACCCCAGGGACCCUCCCUUCUUCCUCCCACCCUCCUGCCUAUUGCUGUAAUUAUUUUCUAUUUUUGUAAACUUAUUGCUUUUUAUAUUUUUGGGGGGAAGGGCUAAGGGGGGGAGGGGUAGGAAACACCUUUUCUUUUGGGUUAUUUGUUCGGUUGCAGUUUAUCCAGGUCAGUCAGACUCUAAUCAAACAGCAGCAACAAAGAACAAGCCCUGAACCAAGUCUCCAAGAAGUGACAGAAGAACUUCCCCAUUGCGUCUGCACUGUAAACUUCAUCCAUACUUGAAGCUUUUUAUUUUUGUUUUGCGU